UAUUUAUUCCGCCCAUCUUGAAAUAUUUCUACGGCAUGCGUCUCCGGCCUUUGCCUCAUCCCAAAAUCGUCAAGAAGCACAGGAAGAAAUGGUUCCGACACCAAAGUGACCUAUUCAAAAGGCUUGGUGAAAAAUGGCGAAGGCCUAAGGGUAUUGAUAGUAGAGUUCGAAGACGGUUUAAGGGGCAGGUUCGCAUGCCUAGCAUCGGCUAUGGCAGUGCUUGCAGAACGAAGCAUAUCCAUCCUGAUGGUUUUAAGCAUAUUCUUAUCAAUAAUCCCAAGGAACUAGAGGUCCUGUUGAUGCAGCACAGAACGCAUGCAGCUGUCAUAGCUCAUACCGUAUCGAAAAAGAAUAGGAUCAAAAUUGUCGAACGGGCUAAACAGCUGAAUAUUCGCGUUAUUAAUAAAGAUGCUGGGCUGAGGACAGCGGAAAAUGAGUGA
Messenger RNA from Protopolystoma xenopodis, 440 nucleotides. The record is from the annotation of a GenBank genome assembly. Lineage: Eukaryota; Metazoa; Platyhelminthes; Monogenea; Polystomatidea; Polystomatidae.